AUGACUAAAGAAAAUUAUGGAGUGUAUUUGAAUAACGAUAUAUUUAGAAGUCUACAUAACGUUUUAUCUAACGACCAUACUUCAAUUACAGGUUCCAAACCUAUAUACUGCAGCUACAUUAACUAUUGGUUAAAUAAAGUAGUGCAAACUACAGAUAAAUUAUGUUAUAAAAAGAGUGGAAAUUAUGACGACUCUUGCAAAAGUUAUAUAUUUGACCUAGGCGCUGAAACAGUUAAUAAAAUGAAUUUUUUAUAUGAAUUAUAUGAUGUGUAUAAUGAAAUUAUAUCAGAUACUUAUAGGAAAAAUACUGCGAAAUGCAAUGAACUUUUUCUUCUUUCAAGAAAUUAUUAUGAUUCUAUUUAUAAAUAUUAUAAUACUGAUAAUGAUUUAUAUGAUAAAUUAGAAAAUAUUAAAAGUUUAAUUGAAGGAAUAAUAGGACGUACUAAAUAUUGUACACAGAAUAUAUAUUUCACAAAACCGACAAAUCUGGUCAAUCUCCUAAAAGCAGAACAAGAAAGAAGGGAGGCUGAAGAACGAGAAAAACAGGCACAGGAAGAAGCAGCCAGACAGGCUAAGGAUGAAGCAGUGAAAAAGCAGAAGGAAGAACAAUAUCUCGAAAAACAGGAAUUAUUACAGUAUAAUGAUUUAUUUUCAAUAUCACGGGAAAAUCAUGUACAAGAAAUGCAUCAGGAAAAUCAGGAUUUACAUUCCACUAAAUAUCGAGGAGGUUCACAUGAAUUAGGAAAUACCGGAUUAAACAACCCCCCACGAACAUUAUUUGGACAUUCAGGUAUGUCAGAAUCAUCACCAGGUGGAUCAAUUACACAUACAAUAGAAGGAACGAAUCAACAGAGAGAAGUAGGUAAUGAUCAAGAAGAUAAAGGUACAACAAGAUCUGGUACAUUUUUCAACUCAUCAGGAUUUCGAGGUUAUAUUACUGAAGUUUUAGAUUCUGUUGAUCCCGUACCCGUUGUUGGUGUAUCUGGUGGUAUGGGUGCCUUGUAUUUACUUUUAAAGGUAUGGUAUAUUUUAAACCAUAAAUAUGUUUACAUUAAAUUUAAAUUAUCAUUAUUACAAAAUUAA
Messenger RNA from Plasmodium cynomolgi strain B, 1083 nucleotides. RefSeq names its product CYIR protein. Bases 1 to 1083 code for a protein of 360 amino acids. The transcript is spliced from 2 exons. Lineage: Eukaryota; Apicomplexa; Aconoidasida; Haemosporida; Plasmodiidae. The record is from RefSeq and is a predicted model, not a curated record.